ACUGGGAGGCCCGGAAUUGUAUUCCAGCCGGCACCAUCCAGCAAGCUUUACUCUCUGGAGGGGAAAACAGUCCCUCUCUCAAGUACUCAAGAGGAGAGCUGACAGCUGUGGAGUUUUUGCAAGAGCUGGGACAGCAGUGCUUUGAGAUUGCAAACGUCUCUGUUCCAGUGGACUCUUUUCUUUCGGACUUAAUCAGAAAUGAGAUGAUAAAACAGCUCCCCAUCAUGGCAGAAGCAGCACAGUGUAUCCGUGCAGAAGGUCUUAAGACAGCUCUUCUAAGCCACAACUUCUGUCUGCCGAAUGGAGAGAGCUCUCUGCUGCUCGACCGAAAGCACUUUGAUGUGGUGGUUGAAUCUUAUGGGGAAGAGAUGCGCAAGCCAGAUCCUCGUAUCUACAAGCUGUGCUUGCAACGCUUGGGCGUUCAGCCCCAGGAAUCCAUCUUCCUCGACAACAGCAGCCAGAACCUAAAAGCAGCUGCCCAGCUUGGCAUUAAAACGGUGAAGGUCGAUGACCCAGAAGGAGCACUCAAAGAGCUGGAAACCUAUCUGGGUUUUCCUUUGCAAGGGUUUGUUCCCUAUACUCGUUCAGUGAGACCAAGCAUGGACAUCCCAAAAGGUCAUCUGCAAAAGUACCUUGAAAGUAUUCUCGGUGACAAGGCAACAGGUCCGCUCGUGUUACAACAGUUUGGCCACGGAGAGUCGACCCAGACCUAUUGUGUCAAGUGUGGAGAUCGUUUGCUGGUGCUGAAGAAGGAGCCCUCUGGCAGCCCGCACCCCUCGGGCCCCGCUGUCAGCAGGGAAUACAGCUCUCUGGCUCUCCCUGGCAGGGUACUGAAGGCACUCUCUGAGGCUGGUGUUCCUGUUCCUACUGUACUUGCUCUCUGCGAGGACACGAGCACCCUUGGCACACCUUUCUACCUGAUGGAGCACUGUGCUGGCCGUGUCUACAGGGACGUCUCCCUCCCCACACUGCAGCCUUGCCAGCGGGGAGCUGUGUAUGCUGCCAUGAGUCAAGUCCUCUCCAAGAUCCACAGUGUAGACCUCGGGGCAGCCAAGCUGGAGGACUUUGGGGAGCACGGUAGUUACAUCCAGAGGCAGGUUGAGACCUGGACAAAGCAGUAUCGAGCUAUGGAAACUCGUGUUAUCCCAGCCAUGGAGAGACUCAUCAAGUGGCUGCCUCUGCAUUUUCCUGAAUCUCAAAAGACAACAGUUGUGCAUGGUGAUUUCAGGUUGGACAACCUGGUCUUUCAUCCAGACAGGCCAGAAGUCCUUGCUGUCCUUGGCUGGAACCUCUCAACUCUAGGAGAUCCCAUCUCUGAUCUGGCGAAUAACUGUAUGGCCUACUUCCUGCCACCUCACUUUAAUGCACUGAGAGGCUUGGGGAAGUGUGAUCUGGGGCACCUGGGAGUCCCCACAGCAGAGGAGUAUUCCCAGAUGUACUGUGGCCGCAUGGGGGUGAAGCAUCCCGAGAACUGGAAUUUCUACAUGGCCUUUGCCUUUUUCCGCCUGGCUGCAGCACUGCAGGGGCUCUACAAAUGCUCUGGGGCAGGGAAGCCAGCCCCAAGUGAAAGCAGCCUGGAGAAUGCAGAGUUUGUGGCCAACCUGGCUUGGGAGUUUGCCAUAAAAGAAGGAUUUCGUGUGUUUGACAGCCUCCCCAGCACAAAGCCUCUUGCGCGACGUUACAGCACCUGGGCCAGGCGUGGGCCGUUCCCCAGCAGCAGCUAUGCCACCAGCUCACAUCCUGGGGCAGCUCCUGUGCCCAGAGUCCCUCUAGUCACUCCCCCCAGCAGCCUCCUGGCAAUGGCCCAGUGUCUUUGCUGCAACCUGAAUAAGAUCAUAGGUGUCCAGUGGAGUUUUCUCAUAUCCCAGCCCAGAUGGACUCUGUGUCCUCUUCUAGAGCUGAAG
Messenger RNA from Mesitornis unicolor (brown roatelo), 1904 nucleotides. RefSeq names its product acyl-CoA dehydrogenase family, member 10 (gene ACAD10). The transcript has 11 exons. The record is from RefSeq and is a predicted model, not a curated record. The annotation marks the transcript as partial. NCBI's taxonomy places the organism in Eukaryota, Metazoa, Chordata, Aves, Mesitornithiformes, Mesitornithidae.